Molecule: messenger RNA, 2087 nt
Organism: Eleginops maclovinus (Patagonian blennie)
Lineage: Eukaryota; Metazoa; Chordata; Actinopteri; Perciformes; Eleginopidae
Exons: 6
Coding region: 450-1325 (291 amino acids)
Source: RefSeq, a predicted model, not a curated record
GAUUCCAAAGAGGAAGUGCCUGGGCACCGCGUGGCUACUCUGUCAGAUGUAAACAAAGCCGUAGUGCUUCGGUUUAAGCCUAAAAUAAAGUGAAAUACGACCGUAAUGUUGUGAGGUAACUAGGUAUGUGUGUUCCGUGAACUCCAAAUAUGGCUUUCUCGCGCUGUCACGCUUGGCGCAUCAGUUAUUUAGAUGGAAAAAUGAACUAUGUUAGCCGGCGGAUGCUUCUACCGCCCAUUUCCAGCUAUCUCGGUUUUAUAUCCACGUAAAGUUUUUUGUUUUAACACACCCUCUGCAAUGCUAAAUACGUUUUUACUUCAGGUGGAGGGGUUGUUUACGAUAAAUAAUAGUAUUAAGCACUACUAGUUCGAUAUGGAUUUUAAAGACAGUUUAUAAUCACUGAUUUUGCUCAAAAACAAAACUGACCCUUGGCCAGUCACGUGAUCCCCAUGCUUAAAAACACAAAAAGCAGAUUAUUUGUCUCUCUGCUCAACUGGUUGCUCCACAAAAACGGCAACAUGAAGUUUUUUAACCUUUUUGGGCGACUGAAAUCUGUGGUUAUUGGAAUGAUUCAUGUUAAAGCUUUACCAGGCACCCCCCUGGGCUGUAUGAAUAUGUCCCAAAUCACAGAAGGAGCAUGCAGGGAGGCAGAAAUCUACCGCGAUGCAGGAAUUGAUGCUGUGAUCAUCGAGAACAUGCAUGACAUCCCUUACUCGUUCUCUGUGGGCCCUGAGGUGACGGCCUGUAUGGUGGCAGUGUGCUCGGCUGUGAGGAGCAUCUGUCCACAGCUGCCGCUCGGAGUGCAAAUACUGUCCUCUGCUAACCAGCAGGCCCUGGCAGUCGCUCUGGCUUCAGGUCUGGAUUUCAUCAGGGCCGAGGGGUUUGUGUUUUCCCACGUGGCUGAUGAGGGACUCCUGAACGCCUGCGCCGGAGACUUACUGAGGUACCGCAAACAGAUCGGAGCUGAGCAUGUUCAGAUCUUUACCGACAUCAAGAAGAAGCACAGCUCCCAUGCCCUGACCUCAGACGUGAGCAUUGAAGAGACGGCGCGUGCUGCAGAGUUCUUCCUCUCAGACGGACUCAUCAUCACAGGAGCGGCUACAGGUCAUCAGGCUGACCCGCGGGAGCUCAGAGAGGUGUCCCGGUCUGUGAGGAUCCCGGUGCUGAUUGGUUCUGGGGUAACCUAUGACAACAUUGAAAGCUACAUCGGUGCAAACGGGAUGAUCAUUGGUUCUCAUUUCAAGGAGGGGGGCCACUGGGCCAACGCAAUCGACCCGGAGCAGGUGAAGAGGUUCAUGGGAAAGAUACGUGAGCUCCGAGAAUGAGAGGUGUUUGUGUUGUCCCUGCUGCUACAUUAAACACAUCCAGCCCCCAGCUUAAGAAAACAAGACUUUAAUUUUUGUUGUACAUUUUAGAAAUACACGCAUAGAAAAACAUAAUAUUCAACUGUAUUUACACUCGUCUAAAAUGGACAAUUUGUGUAACGUGAAAAUAGUGGGUAAUCGAUCAAAGCACAAACCAUGGUUUUGUCUUUUCACACCACAUAAUUACUGUACAGCUCACUGUGGCGAGGUACAAGCUUUACAAUACUUGUUACAAGAACAUCUAAAACUAAGGCACCGGAAAAAAAACAUACUGAAUAAAACCAAAGACAGUCACCUGCCAUACUAAUCCACUCUUCAGGUUUGAAGUCUUCAUAUGUGAACUCGCUCACAGUAACACAACUUUUAGAAUCACACACACACACACACACACACACACACUUAACUUCCUAAAAGCCCUACAUCUGGUUAUAUCUAAUGGAUCUAUUUAUUUAUUUAGUUGGUAGGGACAGUGCUCAUUGAUUAACAGACAAGUUGCUGUAAAUAAGCCAGAGUUAGCUGCUAUGCUAAUUUCCAUCUGUUGUUCCUAGCCAGAUCUUAAAAGGCACCCUAAGAUAUAAAAAUACAUAAACUGAUAACAAAUAAUAAACACACCCUCAAACAGACACAGACAAUGCACGCCUCUCACUAUACCCUCCAUAUAAAAAUUACAGCAUACAGUAGGUUACAGUAUGAAUAAAGAAAGGAGGGAAAGUCUAAACUCAU